Cordyceps militaris CM01 is the source of this 612-nucleotide messenger RNA. RefSeq lists its product as uncharacterized. Gene Ontology annotation, cellular component: mitochondrion. The transcript has 2 exons. The record is from RefSeq and is a predicted model, not a curated record. The coding region runs from base 1 to 612 and encodes 203 amino acids. Lineage: Eukaryota; Fungi; Ascomycota; Sordariomycetes; Hypocreales; Cordycipitaceae.
AUGAUCGUCCUUCUUCAUCACGACUGCAGUCAGGAGUACUACCUCGACGCGCAGCGACUAUGCUUCGACGCCACUUCAUCUCACAGCGACAAACCACAUUCUGGCACCUCCAAGAUCGAUCGCAUCACCUCGAAGCUCCCGCGCCGACUACAAAAAUACACACAGGGCCUGCGCAAUGCACCUGUUUCCCACGUCGUCUCAUUCAUCAUUCUGCAUGAGCUCACAGCAAUCGUACCCCUCUUCGCACUCUUUGCCUUAUUUCAUUACACGACGUACGUGCCGCUGACGUAUGUGACGGAGCAUUUUGGGAGCUAUGUCGAGGCGGGCGUGACGCGGUUCGAAAAAUAUUUCCGUCGAAAAGGCUGGUUUGGAUUUGGGGAGGGCAAUUCUGGAAAUAACGAAAACGCGGAUCCAGAGCGAGGGGAGCAGCCACAGGACGCUGUGAGCAAAUGGCAGACUGGCGACCCCAAGUAUAAAAUCUUGGUGGAGGUAUCUUUGGCCUACGCCAUAACUAAAGCACUUCUUCCGCUAAGAAUUAUUGGGAGCGUGUGGGCUACACCUUGGUUUGCUGGUGUUCUUGCCAGUCUACGCAAAGUUGUACUAAGGAAGUAG